Molecule: messenger RNA, 1957 nt
Organism: Neurospora tetrasperma FGSC 2508
Lineage: Eukaryota; Fungi; Ascomycota; Sordariomycetes; Sordariales; Sordariaceae
Exons: 5
Coding region: 1-1269 (422 amino acids)
Cellular component (GO): endosome; Golgi apparatus; trans-Golgi network
Molecular function (GO): antiporter activity
Source: RefSeq, a predicted model, not a curated record
AUGGCCGAUGAUGUCGAAACCCAGGCUGAGAAGGCCCAGCCGGUUACGCGGUCGAUUCAUCCAGUCUUUUAUAUCGCGAGUUGGAUAUUCUUUUCUAAUAUCACCAUUCUCUUCAACAAAUGGUUGCUUGCUCCAGACAGGUUUAGUUAUCCCACUAUCCUAACAUGUUGGCAUCUCAUCUUCGCGACCAUCGCCACCCAAGUCCUUGCCAGGACAACCACCCUCCUCGAUGGCCGCAAGAGUGUCAAGAUGACGGGCCGUCUUUACCUGCGCGCCAUCGUUCCCAUCGGCUUUCUCUUCAGCGGAAGUCUCGUCUGCAGCAACAUGGUCUACCUCUACCUCAGCGUCGCCUUCAUCCAGAUGCUCAAGGCCGCCGCGCCCGUGGCCGUCCUGCUGACCGCCUGGGUCUGGGGCGUUGAGCAGCCGUCGCAGUCACGGCUGAUUAACGUUUUGUUCAUCGUCUUUGGCGUUGGGCUUGCCAGCUUCGGCGAGAUCGCUUUCUCGCUCACCGGGUUCCUCUUCCAGCUCGGCGGGAUCGUGUUCGAGGCCAUGCGGCUCAUCAUGAUUCAGGUUUUGCUCAAGGGCGAUGGUCAGAAGAUGGACCCGCUCGUCAGUCUGUACUACUUUGCUCCCGUCUGCGCAUCGAUGAACUUUGUCGUUGCGUUGUUUACCGAGUUCCGCUCUUUCAACAUUGCUGAUUUGUACAACACGGGUCUUUGGUGUCUUCUCCUAAAUGCCGUAGUGGCGUUCAUGUUGAACAUCAGCAGUGUCUGUCUUAUUGGCAGAACCUCCGGCCUUGUAAUGACCCUCACCGGUAUCCUCAAAAACAUCCUUCUCGUCGUCGCCUCCGUCAUGAUCUGGCAGACCUCCAUCACCCCCCUGCAGUUCCUCGGCUACGCCAUCGCCCUCGCCGGGCUCGUCUACUACUCCCUCGGCCGCGACCAGAUCGUCGAGAUCGCUACCCAGUUGUGGACCUUCCUACGGGGCGUGUGGGAAAACUCGCCGGCCUACUCGUCUGUCUCUUCCUCGUCCUCGGACGAAGGAAAUGGUCAACAACAAGGAGGUGGCUUGCCGUCGGCGGUCCGGCGAGCCCUGUUGAUGGGGCUGGGCGUCAUGGUUGUCGUCAUUUUGGCGGCUGGGUAUAUCUACAGUGGCGCUGACCCAAGUGGUGGCGGGGGUGCGGUGGGUGUACCCAGGCCGCUUGGUGGUGGUGGUGGUGGUGGUGGUGGGGACGCGAGCAGUGUUAAACCAGUUCAGGUGGCUUCGUGAAUUAGUGGGAAAGAAAAUUGGGCGGUGAUGGAAAUUGUAUGGGGAACUUAACAAAGGACGAAAGAAAGUAUCGGGCAGCCAAACGACCAGGUUUCUCGAAGAAACGAAACGAAAGAGGACAGACUGCGACGACUUGGGCAAUCUGUCCAUGGCCUCCGUACUGAUUCUUCAACGAAGAGACGGAUAUUAUACAUGGUCGGGACUACGGAAAAAUUGGGUGUCUAAGGGAAGGAAUAUUUGGAAACACAGGGCUGGCGGGUUUGGGUAUAAUGAUACAACAUCAACAACAGAAAAUAGAAGCAAGGAACUGGGCGAUUUCCAACCCGGGUUCGCGAAGAAUAGGACACUACAACAACAAUGACAUGAAACGAGCGAGCGAACAACGUCAUUGAUCAAUCGAACCGACAAACCAACUAGGUGCUAAUAUAUGCCUGCUGUGCUACUAGUGUACUGGUUUUCGACAGGAAACAAAGUGAUUGAAGUGAGCGGUCGAAGGAUGGUCCUUAGACGGCAGCCAUGUUGUUUUGUUGUGGGUUUGAUGUAUACUACACUGCAGUUACCAAACUUGAAGUUGCUGGGAUUCAGUGGACAUUUUUGGUUGAUACACUUGCUCUUGCUGUUGGAAGUGAUGGAUUCCACAAUAAGAGUACAAUCGUAGUAGUAGUGGUGGUGGUGGUGGUCAUAAUAG